AUGGUGUACACUUCGUUGACUGAGGUUCCUCGCAACCUCAAGGAGGCCAUCGACUGGUUGAUUGCCCUGAAGGGGACUGAUGCGGACAACAACAUAAAUGCUAUGGGAGCUGCACUCUACGAUUUCCUCGCCGAACAGCCUGUUGGCUUGAGGCGGUUGCCGGAGCUCGAGAAAAUAAAACCUAUCACUAGGGCGUUCCUGAUGAACGAGGAGCUGAGGGUUGAACCAUUUGUAAAAGACUUGCUGGGGAGAUUCCGUAGGCCUAUGAACAAGAACUACCACAUACUCCGUCACCGUCUGCUUAUUGUCAACGACAGCGAUUAUAAGAACGUCAUAGAGACCGAGCGCCUCAAACCUCGGGACAUGGCAAAUGGCCUGGGUGAAGUCGUCUUUGGUUGUGAGCGAUUAUUGCAUAAUAUAGCAAACUCUAGGAAGUAUGUGUCUUCUUACAGUUCAGAGGCGACGUGGGCAAAUUCAUGUUCGGCAAAUGAGUACGCUUGCGCAGCGGUCUUGGUAGGGAUUGCACCAAUGUUAUACGCAGGCCUACGUGCUUUGCGCGCUGCAGGCAGUGCUGCAACCCGGGACUCGUCGUGUGAUGAGGACAACCGUGUGGGAACUGUAUUGGAAGCCCUCGGCUACCCAUAUCCCGAGUCCCGCGCUAGCUUGGACAUGAGUGGUGCGGAAGUUCGUACGGCGAUGAAGGCUGUGAAGUUACAUGUAUUGGAAUUCAUUUACGACAUCGCUGGAUUCUGGGCUUUCUAUUGA
Molecule: messenger RNA, 765 nt
Organism: Babesia ovata
Lineage: Eukaryota; Apicomplexa; Aconoidasida; Piroplasmida; Babesiidae
Exons: 1
Coding region: 1-765 (254 amino acids)
Source: RefSeq, a predicted model, not a curated record